Molecule: messenger RNA, 1993 nt
Organism: Oryza sativa Japonica Group (Japanese rice)
Lineage: Eukaryota; Viridiplantae; Streptophyta; Magnoliopsida; Poales; Poaceae
Source: RefSeq, a predicted model, not a curated record
UCUUUCACUUUCACUUUCAGUCUCUCUCUCCUUCGUCGGUUUGCAGGGGCCGGGAGCUGGACCAAUGGCAGCGGAGCCCGAGGGAGUGGUCGGUGGCGGGCUGGAGCGGUGACAGUAGGCGAAAGAGCGGCGAUGGAGCAGACGGUGGCCACCAUCGUCAUCAGCGCCAUGACGCAUGCUGCAGAGCCGUGGACCGGAUCUCUACCGCACCAUCACCGUCUCUACCGCCGAAAUCAUGCUCCGCGACCGCACCUCGUCGCCGCACCACUUGGAGAAGGAAGGAGAGGGAGAGAUAAGGGGUCACCGCCACCGCCUUUCUAGUGCCCACCCCCCACCACCACCUGUGCCAGUAAACCGUUGUAGCUGAGAUGUGCGCGUCGUUCUUCACCAACCCGCAUGUUCCUGAAGCCCAAAGUAGUUCGACGGAUGGGGUGGCCUCCCUUUCGUCUUCAACAAGGUUUGCGUCGGCGACUACGGCGCCGCCCACCCCAGCCGAGGCCUUCAUCGACAUCUUCGCGAGCGAGUGGUGCCGCAUGGUGCCAUGGUGGAGACGACUGCCGCCGUGGAUUUCAUCGCUGCAACCUGAGACCACCGCCCAGCCGCCGCACGUGGUCGAAUCGGCCUCCGUGUAUGCACAACGCAGCAGCAGCAGCAGCUACUCGAGAAAGAAAUAGAAGAGGGGAAGAAGAGAUGGAGAAGUGGGCUGACAAAUAGGCUUCACCUUUUUUUAUUUUUACCUUUAUUACUUACAUGUGGGAGCCACUUCUAUUUUUAGUUCCUUCAAUGUCUGGGCUGCCACGUCAGCACACUUGUACCAAGUCGACCUGCCACGUCAGCAAAAAAACCGCUUCCCAAACCACUAAAGAAGUCAAUUUGUACCGGUUUUUAAAGUUAGGGGAGGUGUUAUACCCAGUUUUAUGUUUGAGGGAUGUAAUUCGACCAGAGAGAAGACAAGAGAGGUAAAAUAGACUUAUUCCUAUAUACCAGGGACACAUGGCUGACGGCCCAAACCAUCAGACUCAACCAUGGCCCGGCCCAACCAGCCGACAACCACUAGACUUACACGGUACCACCAGGAGUCCAGGAGGGCAGCAGUGUGACGUCGCCGGCCCAUUCUCUCCGGGAAAAAGAGGACGAAAAAACCCUAACCAGCCGCCGAUUCUAGCGAUGGCGUCGCGGGGCGGCGGCGCGCGGCGCACGCGGCCGAACGUGCUGGUGACGGGGACGCCGGGCACGGGGAAGACGACGACGUGCUCACUCCUCGCCGACGCGGUGGACCUCCGCCACAUCAACAUCGGGGACCUCGUCCGCGAGAAGAGCCUCCAUGACGGCUGGGACGAGGAGCUCGAGUGCCACAUCAUCAACGAGGACCUGGUUUGCGAUGAGCUUGAGGACGUGAUGGAAGAAGGUGGUAUACUAGUAGAUUACCAUGGAUGUGAUUUCUUUCCAGAACGUUGGUUUGACCUUGUAGUUGUGCUCCAAACAGAUAACUCAAUUCUGCAUGAUCGCUUGACUAGCAGAUGCUCCUGGAGGAGGCAAGGGAGAGCUACAAAGAGGAGAUAGUGAUGCCCUUGCGAAGUGACAAUGUGGAGGAUAUCAGUAGGAAUGUGGGCACACUGACAGAAUGGAUAAACAACUGGAGACCAUCCCGGAGCUGAGCUGUUUCCUCUCUUCCUCUCUGGUAAUGCUUAUGCCUGGUGAAAAAAUGUUUUUUUUUCUAUGGUGAAUUUUGAAUAUUGAGUUAGAUCGUGCAGACAUUGUAAGCCUUUUUACGUAUGCAUGCCCAACCUUGGAUCUCAGCACGCAAUACCUUGUGCUAAACGGGUUAUGUGAUGGGGGCAUGCUGAAUGUAAAUUAGUAGUUUCAUAGGGAAUGUCUGGCUCCAGUUUGUUUCUCUAUUUCAAACUGAAAUGUUAUGUGACAUCAUUACAUGUUUGAACCUGCUAAUGGGAUGUACUUAAAGUGAUUGGCAAAAGUGCUGAUUUAUUUUGCU